Molecule: messenger RNA, 717 nt
Organism: Perognathus longimembris pacificus (Pacific pocket mouse)
Lineage: Eukaryota; Metazoa; Chordata; Mammalia; Rodentia; Heteromyidae
Product: testis-specific Y-encoded protein 9-like
Exons: 7
Coding region: 1-717 (238 amino acids)
Biological process (GO): nucleosome assembly
Cellular component (GO): chromatin; nucleus
Molecular function (GO): histone binding; chromatin binding
Source: RefSeq, a predicted model, not a curated record
AUGGGAAAGCACAGACUCCGGGAAGGCAAUGCACGGCAAACUGCUGCGUUGCUAACGCCUUCUGAGAACCUGCGUGCUGCUCAUGGAGGUCCACCACCACUGAAGGAAUUGCAGGCUCUUCAGUUAGAUCUGGGACCAGUGAAUAACCAAGCCACCAAGGCUCAUGAACGCCUAAAACAGAAUCUGAGCAAGAGGCAAAAGACUCUCCUGGAUUCCAGAAGCAGCAACAUCCGGGGCAUCCCUGGCUUCUGGGCCCAAACUUUUGUGAACCAUCCCCAGCUGUCAGCAAUGAUCAGUGACCAAGAUGAAGACAUGCUUAGCUACAUGAUCAAUUUGGAAGUACAAGAACUCAGGCAUCCCAAGAGUUCCUGCAAAAUCACCUUUUACUUUAGAAAUAACCCAUACUUCCAGAAUGCAGUGGUUGUUAAGGAAUUCCUCGUGGAUAUCACUGGAUAUAGGUUGUGCCAUUCCACUCCCAUUCAGUGGCAUCAGGAUUAUAAAAUUGAAGCUGACAGUCACAGAAACCACAACAAGAGCCCAAACUUCUUCAACUGGUUUACAGACCACAAUUUUGCAGGCUCAAACAGGAUCACUGAGAUCAUCAGAAAAGACCUGUGGCUCAAUCCAUUGUACUACUACAAGAUGAUGAAAGCACAUGAAGAGGGGGAAGAAAAUGAAUCCCCUAUGACUCCAGAUGCUUACCAGGACUUCCUGUGA